AUGAGUGGGAUUGCUGGAAAAUUGGUGGCGGUUGCCAUGAGACAAAUGGCCAAACCUAUCUCGCUAACGAUAAAAUCUCAAGUAAUGCAACAUCCAAGGUUCCGGAAAUCGUGCAUUUUCAUUGCCCAAAAGCUUCAUACCUGGGAUAUCAAGCUUCGAAUGUCGCUUCUUGGUCAAACAGAAACCAAAGUGCGACCAUUGAAUGACCGUAAGGCCAUUGAAGACGGGGCAACGUUCCUUGCCGAAUCGUUUGUCUUUGGAGUGGCUGGGAGUAUCAUAUUGUACGAAGCGUACAAGACCAGGAAAAAGCAAAAUGAACGUACCGAAAUGAUCGAGGAUGACAUCAAGGUGUUACAAGACGAAAUCGAAUACAUCAAGCGCAAAAUGAACGAUUUGGGAGUCAAGUUGGACGAUUAUAUGGCCCCUAAAGAAUUGAGACCUAAGGUUUUGAAAACAGUGACGUCAAAAGAAGAAGAAGAUACCCCGAAAUCCAUAAAAAUAAAACAGAAAAACUCAUUAAUUAAUGAAAUUGAAACCUUGGAGAAAAAGUAUAAAGACAUCAAAAAAUAG
Saccharomycopsis crataegensis is the source of this 570-nucleotide messenger RNA. RefSeq names its product OPA3 family protein. Lineage: Eukaryota; Fungi; Ascomycota; Saccharomycetes; Ascoideales; Saccharomycopsidaceae. Gene Ontology annotation, biological process: regulation of lipid metabolic process. Gene Ontology annotation, cellular component: mitochondrion. The coding region runs from base 1 to 570 and encodes 189 amino acids. The transcript has 2 exons. The record is from RefSeq and is a predicted model, not a curated record.